Helianthus annuus (common sunflower) is the source of this 2400-nucleotide messenger RNA. RefSeq names its product protein PSK SIMULATOR 1. The coding region runs from base 232 to 2172 and encodes 646 amino acids. NCBI's taxonomy places the organism in Eukaryota, Viridiplantae, Streptophyta, Magnoliopsida, Asterales, Asteraceae. The transcript is spliced from 12 exons. Gene Ontology annotation, biological process: positive regulation of growth. The record is from RefSeq and is a predicted model, not a curated record.
AGUCAAAAUUGAACACAUUUAUUACCACCACCCCUUAAAAUAGUUUGUUGUGUGUGUGGGGUUUGACCAGAGAACAACAAAGGGGAAGAACUAAAGAAUCAAUUCAUAGCCUCUUUGCGUACUCCCUCGAAUGUAGCGUCACUCACCGAUUCACAUCCCCAAAUUAACACCGAUUCUUCAACUCAAUUUCUCAAACAAUCAGUUGUGGGGUUUCUGUAUGAAUUUGAGAACAUGGGUGGGCUUUGUUCAAGAAGAUCAACAACAGAAGGUCAUCAUUUGGAUAACAAUAGAGGCUUGACCCAUGUUAAUGGAGUAACUUAUCAAUCUGCUGCUCCACAGGUGAAUCAUGAAUUCAUUACUUCUUCAGUUGUUGGGGAAACAAGGGGUGAUGAUGAUAAUAAUAAUAAUAUGAGAGAACCCUUUUCGUUUCCGGAGGUGAGUGGUGGUGGGUCGUAUGCAUUGGAUGAUAAUGAUGGGAUUCCGAGAUUGGCUAGGGCUUUGUCAAAUAAAUCGAGGUCCGGGAAGUCGAAUUUGGCUGCUGUUGCUAAGGUUUCAGAGGUGAGUUCACUUUUAGGUAAAGCGGGGACCGCCGGUUUUGGAAAGGCGGUAGAAGUACUCGACACACUCGGUAGCAGCAUGACGAGUUUACACCUCAGCAACAGCGGUUUCGUCUCCGGGGUUGCAACAAAGGGAAAUAAAAUAACAAUAUUGUCAUUCGAAGUUGCCAACACAAUCGUUAAGGGUGCGAGUCUCAUGCAAGCCCUUUCAAAGGAUAACAUUAAACACUUGAAAGAGGUCGUGUUGCCUUCCGAAGGUGUGCAACGCUUGAUAUCAAAAGACAUGGACGAGCUCCUUAGAAUUGCUGCAUCUGAUAAGCGGGAUGAAUUAAAAAUCUUUUCCGGAGAAGUGAUCCGUUUUGGAAACCGUUGCAAAGAUCCUCAAUGGCAUAACCUGGACCGUUAUUUUGAAAAAUUGGGAUCGGAACUAGUUCCGCAGAAGCAACUAAAAGAAGAAGCCGAAACCAUCAUGGAGCAUUUGAAGAAUUUAGUUCAGUAUACCGCCGAGUUAUACCAUGAGUUACAUGCGUUGGACCGGUUUGAACAAGAUUUUCGACGUAAGCACCAAGAAGAGGACAACCCCAAUGCUCCUCCAAGAGGGGACAGCCUUGCUAUCUUGAAGGCGGAAUUGAAGAGUCAAAGGAAGCACGUGAGAAGCUUGCAAAAGAAGUCACUUUGGUCCAAGAUUUUGGAAGAGGUGAUGGAGCAACUUGUCGACAUUGUUCAUUUCUUACACAUGGAGAUUCAUAACGCUUUUGGAACUGCUGAUACCCAAACGCCAGUAAAAAGCAACCGACAGAAAUUGGGAGCAGCUGGUCUUGCUCUCCAUUAUGCUAAUAUUAUUACUCAGAUCGAUACACUUGUUACCCGCUCGGGUUCCGUGCCUCCAAGUACAAGGGAUUCUUUGUACCAAGGUCUACCGCCUAAUAUUAAGUCAGCAAUGCGCUCCAAAAUACAUUCUUUUCACCCAAAGGAAGAGCUUACGAUCCCUGGAAUUAAAGCAGAGAUGGAGAAAACUCUGCAAUGGCUUGUUCCAAUUGCAACAAACACAACCAAAGCUCAUCAUGGCUUCGGCUGGGUUGGAGAAUGGGCAAAUACAGGAUCCGAAGCGAACCGAAAACCAUCGUGCCCGGUUGACUCAUUGAGAAUAGAGACUCUCCACCACGCAGAUAAGGAAAAAACCGAAGAAUGUAUACUUGAACUAGUCGUUUGGCUUCAUCAUCUCGUCUGCCAAUCAAAGGCUAUGAACGGCGGAAUGCGAUCACCUGUUAAAUCUCCGAUUCGGUCCCCAAAUCAAAAGGGAAUUCAAAUCUCACCGAACCGGCCCAACUCCCCCUUGCCGACACUCACAACCGAAGACCGAGAGAUGCUUCGGGACAUAAGCAAACGAAAAUUGACUCCCGGAAUUAGUAAAAGCCAAGAAUUCGACACCCGAAGCAGGUUAAGCAAGCACCAUAGGCUAACCAAGAGUAGUAGUCAUUCCCCAACGCGGGAGAUUAAGCGGGACCCGUUUCCGAUCAAGAGACCGUCAUCUGUUCCGAUUAUCAACUUUGAUAUUGAUAGGAUCAAGGCUUUGGAUGUUAUAGACCGAGUGGAUGACAUUAAGACUGUGUGAGUAAACAAUGUUAUGAGCGGUUUCCGUCUUCACUCGGUUGAUGUUAAAACCUAGUCGUGUCGAGUUGAGUUGAUGUUGGUUGGAUAGAUUUUUUUUUUUUUUGUUUUAGAGUUUGCAUUUUGCACAUGAGUCUUUAUGUACAGAAAUCUGCACUUUGUGUCAUAAUUGCAAAGGUAUGUUCAUCUUUUUUUCUUGUUUUUAGUCAUUUUAUUAUAAUAUCAUUACUUU